AUGAAGCAUAACGACGAAUAUACGUAUGAAAUAAUUGAAAAUGAAACAGACGCUCUCAUUUGUGCUCAGUUGAUAUCCGAAGAAUUUGUUCGACAUAAUCCAAUAGUAGUUUAUGAUCAAGUUUCAGCUGAAGAGUUUUUCAAUGAACGUUCAUGGCCUUUCAUGAUGGAUGUAUUUGAUGAACGAUUAUCUUUUCUAGCUCGUCAUCGUCAUUCUAAUGAAAUUGUUGGUGCUAUAACAGCUGGUGAUCUAUUUGUACAUAAUCAAAAUCAUCCGUAUGAUGAGUUUGGAAUACCUUCAACUAUACCUCAUCAUGAUUUACUCGCAGAUAUGGCUAAUCAAUUUAUUAAUAAUGAUUUUAAUCAACAAUUGGAACCUUGUUUAGUUUUACAUAUUGGUGUAGGUGCUACACGUGCUCAACAUUCACGCAAAGGUGUAGCUAGUCGACUUCGUCGACUUCUGUGUAAUUAUGCGCGUGAUAUUAAAGGAUUCCAAUAUGCAUUUGUUCAAGUGACAAAUCCAAUUACGAAACAUAUAUACACAAACAAAUUGAACGCACAAAUAGUGCGUAUAAUUGAUCCUACUAGAUGGGCAUGGACGAAGAAGAAUUGUCAAUUAUAUCCGUAUAAAGAUUAUAAGAAUGAACCAUUAUACAAUGUUCUCCUAGAAUUGACAAAAACUGACAAAUUAUAA
Molecule: messenger RNA, 693 nt
Organism: Rotaria sp. Silwood1
Lineage: Eukaryota; Metazoa; Rotifera; Eurotatoria; Philodinida; Philodinidae
Source: the annotation of a GenBank genome assembly